Molecule: messenger RNA, 6198 nt
Organism: Vitis vinifera (wine grape)
Lineage: Eukaryota; Viridiplantae; Streptophyta; Magnoliopsida; Vitales; Vitaceae
Exons: 2
Coding region: 3164-5935 (923 amino acids)
Molecular function (GO): zinc ion binding; protein binding
Source: RefSeq, a predicted model, not a curated record
CAUACCCCAAUAUCAGUACUUAUUUUUCCGACACGCCCUUCUCCUCAUUUUCCCCUUUUUGCCCUAAUUCCGAAAGGCCCCAAACUCUAGGGUUUCCGUCCACAUGCACCAUCGGCUUCUGGUAAGACCUCCAUCUCUGUCCUAACAACUACGGUUUCAAGGCUAUUCCUUUUCUCGUAAAUUCAUUGGGUGUAUUCUCCGCUUACUUUCAUUUCUCAUAUUCAAGCGGGGUUGAAUGAUGUAGUUUUGAUUUUUCAAACGUUGCUUGAUGGUAGAAUGAUCAUGUGGGGUUCUGUUGUCAUGUAUUGAACACUAAAUUCCAUGCGUUGUUGGAAAAUAUGUUUACUGAUUAGAUGAUCAUACAGAAAUUUAUGGACUUGCUUAUUGAACUGUUUUCAGUUGAUGGUGUUCAUCCAUGGAUCGUUUUGGCUUCUUUCACUCUUUCUUUUUAUUUUAUUUUAUUUAAUAUGUGGGGAGUUUUGGUUGUAAUCAUUGCAAAUAACUGAAUUCAGUGGUGAUUUUGAUAUGAAGUGAAAGGACUGCUUUUUUGAUAGUGACAUACUAUGUCAGUGAAGCUUGGAAGCCAUGCUUGGACGAAUAAAGGGGUAGUCAAUUGUUUGUACUAUUGUCUUUUCCUUUUCUUUCGGAAAGUAAAUUUAAUUUAAUUCAUUAUUGCAAUGAGGAACAGAUCAUGUGAGCAUAAGUGAGAUUGAAUUGGCCUAUUUAGCACAAUAAUCACAUCAGAGUAUCAAAUUAUGAAAAUCUGACUUGGAGCAGGAUACACCAACGGCCAGUUUGCCACUAAAGAAAUGAUAUUAGGACAUUCAUGCUAGGGCUAAGUUUUUGUGAAACAGGCAAAUAUUUAAUGGAGAUGUGUGGGGAUUUACAAGAGGAAUAGAAAUUUUUUUGAAUUUGCUCAGCAGUUAUAGUCAGAAAUGUUAUAUUAUCAUAUUUUGUUUUUUGAAUUCAUUUCUUUUUGCAGGUUCAUUGGAGUUGAUGGAGUUUUGAUUACUGUUUUUUGGUGUAGAAGUGAUCUCUAAUCUUGUUUGCUGUAUAUAUGAUUACUUAUAGCUAAUGUACAUGCUUCUCUACGAACCGAUGGUUUAGCUUGAUCAAUUGGUGCCAACUCAUUAAUCAUAUUAUAUAUUGUUUUCCUUUUCAUUUUUUCAUAUUGCCUACUUUAUUGUGUAGUAUAUCAACUUAUUUUCUUGCAUAUUUGGUAAAAGUGGAAAAUACAUAUAGUUAUAUGAAAUGCUUACACAUUGCAAGAAUUUAAGCUUAUCAAUAUGUAGCCUUUUGAGUGAAAUAUAUUAGGGGAAAACCAGGGAAAUGUAUAGAAAGCAAAUGUAUGGCUUAUUUCUAUAAAAUACGCAUGUAAAUAUUGAAGAAUAGAGAAAUUUAAUGAAAUAGGACAGCAAACAUGAGAAAUACAUAACAUAUUUCUAUAAUCCAUAUGUAAAUAUUAAAUAAUGCAUAGGUUCAUUAUAAAAUCCACAAGCUAGGUGUAUGCUUGGAUACACUUUAUGUUCUUUGUUUUUAAAAUCAGAAACUUCUAUAUAAAAGCAGAGCAUCUUGUACCUAAUUAUGUUUUUUAAAAAUCACUUUUAGAAAUUUUAGAAUUUGAGGUAGAAAAAAAUUUUUGUACUUCAAUUUUUUUUAAACAGUUUUUGAAACCAUUAUUUUUUCAAUAUAAGUUUGUAAGAGUUCUUGUAUUUUAUAUAAGAGUUACUACCAUUUUCUGAUUUUAAAAACAUAAAAUAGGAAGUGUAUCCAAACAAACACUAAAUUUUCUAAUACAUAGUUUUAUUCUAAAAGUUCCUAGUUUCAAAGAGUACCCAACCAACAUGCAAACAAGAAACAAUGUUUUAACUUUCCAAGUUCAUCAUUUUCCCCUCAAUUCAAAAGGGGGAAAAAGUUCACUCUUGGUUCUUUAAAACUAUUCAGAUAGUAAAAGAUGCAUGUGUCAUUUGUUUCCUGUAAUAUACCAUAUGUAUCCUGCUGUAUGUCAUAAGUUUUGAAAACUGUGCUUUGCCUAUGAAAAACUUGCUAUUAUGAAUUAUCUUAAAUUGGGAGAAAAAUCAAAGCAGAGAUGUCUACAAUGUGAUGUUCUCUGCUUGUCACCAGAGUUCUAUGAAGUAUUUUACUUGUACCAAUCUUUCCAAAUAUGACCUAGUUCAUUUAGGAUCUUGCUUCCUAUUCAUGUGAUGAGUCAAUUUCUUUGAUCAAGUUUGUUUUUUGCCAUGUAUUUUGGUGAUCAGCUAUUGGCUUUUGCUAACCAGUUUUGUCUUGAUUCAAUUUGCAUCAGAUAUUUUGGUUACCAUUACCAUCAUCUGAUUGGUUUCACUUAUACCUUAAUUUUUCAAUUGACAACCUGUCAUUGCCAUCAUGAGAUAAAGCUAGUUAGUUUAGAAGAUUCACAUGUUCUUGAAUGAGAUCCUGAUGCCUUAAAACUUGAUUGUUGGGUUAAGGCUUCAUUGCAAGGAUGAAGUACUAUUUGAGGUGCUUUUUAUCUAUUGCAAGAAUGUGGACAGGGAUCAAAAAGUGCACAUCCCUUGUUUGCAUUCAGUGGCAGUUUCAUUCAUCCGGUGUUUAAAGAAAUUUUAAUAAAGAAGUGCCUUUUAUUGGGCAUUGGGAUCAUGGAAAUUGAAUAAUUCAUCCUAUUGAAAUCCAUUUUGUUUUUUAAAAUAUAUAAUUAGUUUUUAAGAACAUUUAUAUGUAUUUAUUUGGUUGUUUCUUUACUAUUGGUUCGAGAUGAAUUAAAUUACAUUAGACAAAUUCAUUUUUUUUUUCUUGUGGAGGUAAUGUCAUGUCUCCAAUUUUCCUAUUUCCCCUUUUUUUGUUAAUAAAUAAUUUAGAAUUUCCUUUAGUGCAUCCCAUAUUUUAUUGCCUCUAACAAAUUGCGUUAUAGUACAGAGUGCAUGAUUCAAUUUUGAUGGGACAUCCUCCAAUUCACCCCUUGAUCAAUAUCUUCUUUGAUAGAGCUAAACUAUAAUGUAAUAUUGUGUAAUUGGCAUUUAAAUACAUGCUCAUUGUUAGCAACAGAAUAGAACAAGCAGUUGAUGUAGAGUUCAGCUACCAAGAUAUGCUGAAUUAUUUGGCCAUUUAAGAGAUUGACUAAUAACAUGGUGUUUUUUGGUUUCCUAUUCAAUCCCCAGAGAUAUUUAUGAUGGGAAGGGGGAAGCUUAUAUUAAUUUGUCAGUCCGGUGGUAAGUUUGUAACAAAUGACGAGGGGUCCUUGUCAUAUACUGGAGGAGAGGCACAUGCAGUAAAUAUCAAUCAUGAAACAUUUUUUGAUGAUCUCAAGUUGAAAUUAGCUGAAAUGUGGAAUUUGGAAUACCAAUCCUUGUCGAUCAAGUACUUUCUUCCUGGAAACAGGAAAACUCUGAUCACUUUAUCCACCGACAAAGACCUAAAGAGGAUGAUAGGUUUCCAUGGGGAUUCAGUAACAGCAGAUGUUUUUGUUAUGGGAAGAGAGGGUUUUGAUAGUCAUGCUCUGAACAUCCAUGCUUGCAGGGAAAGUGGGAUAAAACUGGCUGAGACGGUAAACCAUAUUGCUGUCUCCAUGACGCCGGCUGUAGCACCUCAACCUUUCGCAAUUGCUCCUGUUUCUCUUGGUGUAAUGCCUUCUGGUGCCUUUCCUAUUGAUCCUGUUACAGUUGUUACAGAUGUAGCAUCCCCAGACACUACUACAACAGUUGCUCAUGCCGCUGUGACCGUCAGCCCAGUUGCUCCUGCAACUUUUCUUGUAUCAACAGUUGCUGACUCUCUAACUGCUGUUGAUGCAACUGCCCAAAGUCUCAAUGGAAUUAGUACUACUGCAAACCCUUUUGCUGCCUUUACCAUCACUGGUGAUCCAAGUGCUGCUGCCCCAACCCCAACUGUACCUGUUGUUAUUGCUGCCAUAGAUGCAACUGCUCACGGCUCGGUCAUCUUAGAUAUAACCUCAACCCCAGCAGACACUGUUAAGAAGCGAAGACGGACUGCAUCCUGGAAAUUUGGUGCCAAUAGUCCUACUAUCGUUUCUGUCACUGAUGAUGUUGGGGGAAAAAAAAGAACUGCAUCUCGGAAAAAAAAUUCCCGAAGUCAGAAUACUGUUCCAGUAGCUGAUAAUGUGGAGCAGCAACAAGAGAAUGGACCCUGGAAAGAUGACUUCAAUGGUUCCUCUAGUCUUGUCGCAUCUGAUGAUGUUCCACUGGAAAAAUUAGUUGCAUCAUGGAAAGAUGGCAUUACCGGUGUUGGCCAGGAAUUCAAAAGUGUCUAUGAAUUUCGUGAGGCACUGCAGAAAUAUGCAAUUGCACAUCGCUUUGUUUACAGAUUAAAAAAGAAUGACACUAAUCGAGCAAGUGGCAGAUGUGUCGCUGAAGGCUGUUCUUGGAGGAUCCAUGCAUCUUGGGUACCAGCUGCACAAUCGUUUAGGAUAAAAAAGAUGACCAAGUCACACACAUGUGGAGGACAAUCCUGGAAGUCUGCUCAUCCUACAAAGAAUUGGUUAGUGAGUAUCAUAAAGGAUAGGUUACAAGAUACUCCACAUCACAAACCCAAGGAUAUUGCAAAAUGCAUUUUCCAGGACUUUGGAAUUGAAUUGAACUAUACACAAGUAUGGCGUGGAAUUGAGGAUGCCAGGGAGCAACUUCAAGGUUCGUACAAAGAGGCAUAUAAUCUGUUGCCCUGGUUUUGUGAGAAGUUGGUGGAAACAAAUCCUGGUAGUGUUGCUAAGCUUUUAAUCAAUGAUGACAAAAGAUUUGAACGCCUUUUUGUGUCCUUUCAUGCCUCAUUACAUGGUUUCCAGAAUGGAUGUCGCCCCCUUCUUUUCCUUGAUGCUACCUCUCUAAAAUCAAAAUACCAAGAGAUUUUAUUGAUAGCUACUGCAGUGGAUGGUAAUGAAGGAUUUUUCCCAGUAGCAUUUGCUAUAGUAGAUGUGGAGACUGAUGAUAAUUGGCUAUGGUUCUUAGAGCAGUUGAAAUCUGCAAUAUCAACAUUACAACCGAUGACCUUUGUCUCUGAUAGAGAGAAGGGCUUAAAGAAAUCUGUGCUUGAGGUAUUUGAGAAUGCCCAUCAUGGUUACUCCAUAUACUACCUUAUGGAAAACUUCAAGAAAAACUUGAAGGGUCCAUUCCAUGGAGAUGGAAGGGGUUCUUUGCCUAUCAACUUCUUGGCUGCUACCCAUGCUAUCCGACUUGAUGGUUUUAAGAAGUCCACUGAGCAAAUUAAACGGGUUUCUUCAAAAGCAUACAACUGGGUCAUGCAAAUUGAGCCAGAGUGCUGGGCAACUGUAUCAUUUGAGGGUGAGCACUACAACCAGAUUACAGUAGAUGUUAUUCAUGCAUAUAUUAACUUGAUAGAGGAGGUGCGAGAGUUACCUAUAAUACAGAAGAUAGAGGCGCUCAUAUGUAUGAUAAUGGAGUCGAUCAAUACCUGUCAAACAGAUUCGAGUACGUGGUCUUCACAGCUUACUCCAUCUAAGGAGGAAAAACUACAAGAUGAAAUUAUAAAAGCUCGCAGCCUUAAAGUGUUAUUCUCUACUGAUACCCUAUUUGAGGUCCAUGAUGACUCCAUUAAUGUAGUGAAUAUUGAUAGCUGGGACUGUAGUUGCCUGCAGUGGAAAGCGACAGGGCUACCUUGCUGCCAUGCGAUUGCCGUCUUCAAUUGCACAGGAAGGAGUGUAUAUGAUUACUGUUCCAGAUACUUCACUCUCAAUAGCUUCCGGUUGACAUAUUCGGAAUCAAUAAACCCUUUGCCUAGCAUCAUUAAGUCUUUGGAUAAUGAAGAAGCUGCAUUGCACACUCUGAAUGUGCUUCCUCCUUGUACAUUGCGGCCAUUGAGCCAGCAGAAGAGGAAAAGGGUCAAAACAGAAGAGGUUAUGAGAAGGGCAGUUUCUUGCACCAGAUGCAAGUUAGCUGGGCACAACAAAGCUACGUGCAAGGCAACCUUAUAGGUCUGAUCUGUUUCUUUUUGUAUGUUUUUUACUGUACAGGCUUCAUAACUAUUUAGAUAGUGAUGUACCAUAACAACUUGGAUGUGUUGUCCAUUGCCCUCCAUGCCCCUGUAUUGACUCAAGCUACUUCAUUAUAGUCUGAUGUUCAAAUCUCAAGUUCCACCCAUGUGUAUCUAAAUUCAUUUGUAAACUUUGGACCGCCCAUAUUCCUGAAAUAUGUUUCAAGGAUAUUGUUAAUAAGAAGCAAAUUUAUGUGUUCAGAA